Molecule: messenger RNA, 495 nt
Organism: Argentina anserina (silverweed cinquefoil)
Lineage: Eukaryota; Viridiplantae; Streptophyta; Magnoliopsida; Rosales; Rosaceae
Exons: 3
Coding region: 70-339 (89 amino acids)
Source: RefSeq, a predicted model, not a curated record
CUCGUCAGUUGGUUCUGUUUGUCUUGGCCGAUAUAGUUGGAAAAUCAGAGACCCAGAGUUUGGAUCACCAUGAAAGACGACUACGAGAUUGAAGAGAAAAAGCAAGCUGCUGCUGAUGUAUUGGACAAUUAUUCAAAAUUUGUAAUGGCAUGCAUUGGAAAUAAUGUUCGACCUUGUGACAUGAGAUUGCAUCUGAUGAAGGAGAUUUCAGGUCUACCAACUACUUUGAAGAAAGAUUCAUCCCAGAGAGCAGCUUCUCCUGAUCUAAUGGGUGAAUCGUCAAGCUCUGGCACUGCUAGACUUGAUAAGACAGACAGUUUUCGAGAUAGGCCGCUUUGAGUUGAUGUAUCAAUUAUGAUUUGUUUGAUUUUUGCGCUGGCAAUGUUUGUCCACACCCGUUCUCUGCUGUAUGUAGUGUUCCCAUCCUAGCUAUGAAGAAUAUUUGUAAUGUGAGUGUGACACACAUUUUACACCAAUCCUAGCACUUUUCCUUUC